Messenger RNA from Sclerotinia trifoliorum, 1134 nucleotides. Lineage: Eukaryota; Fungi; Ascomycota; Leotiomycetes; Helotiales; Sclerotiniaceae. The record is from the annotation of a GenBank genome assembly.
AAGUACCCUUCCUUCCUUAGCGAAGGACUUCCCUAAUCCAUUAUUCCGUAAUGGGGCACCCGGCUCAGAUCUCUACUUAAGUCUUCAGCUCCCAAGUGAGUUUGUGUAGAUACAUGCUUGAUCUACUUCACAUAUAUAUAGUUCUCUAAUCCGCAUCUCUAUCUCCUUUCUCGCACUCAUUGCUCUCAGUCUGCGAUCUUCAAUCGACACGAAGAUAUCAGAUAAUCUAAAGAGAGGUCACGAGACUCAGCUCAUCAUCUGUCAUUCGUCAUGCCUGUUGUCUCCGAACCCACCAUGGGACUACAUCAUGCGGAUAUAUAUGGAUUCUUCUCCAGGAUAUCCUCUCCCUACCUAUUCCUAGGCAUAUUCUUCUUCCUAUGCAUCACAAUCUUCACACGGAGGAAACGAAGCACCGCCACAAAAGUACAAUAUCAUUUCCCACCAAGUCGCGCCUCUACCCCUCUUCCCGAAAAAUCCAAUAUGAAUAUCUUAUACAUGGACAAAAAAGUAAAUCCAGAAGCCAGCGACCCAUCUCAACCCAGAUCCAACAACCAAUCCUCCACAUCCUCCUCCGAUUUCAUCACCUCCCCACCAUCAAUCUCGACCUCACCUCAAACAUUCUCCCGACCACCGCCACCACCCCCCUUCACCCCACCCUCACCCCUAGAACCUCUCCCCUACUCUCCCAUCUACGUAGGAAACCCCGGAUCUCCAUCUACAGAAACCAUCCCUCCACGUCGUCGCUCCUACACCAAGCCACCCAACUCACUCAUCAACACCCCCGCAGUAAGCGGCGAGAUAAUUUCCGGCGAUGGCUGGCGCCGACACACGCGGGUUUUCGGUGGAGGAGUCUGUGAGGCGUGUGCUGAGAGUGAGAGGAGGAUGAGUGCUUGACUAUAUGAGCGGGGGUUGGAGAAUUCGAAUCUGGAGAGUUCGAAAGGGGAUGAGGCGGUGCUUGGAUAGGGUUCUGUUGUUAUUGGGGUGUUUGAGGGUGGAAAAGGUAAGAGGGGGCCGAAGGAAAUUGGGAAGGAGAAAAGUGAAGAGAUGCAGCGCUUGAAGGAAAAUGGUGGAGUGAAUACAUCGGAAUGAGGAUAUGGUGGAAAUCAUGGGAUUGCAUAUGCAUAUUAUUCAACA